This is a messenger RNA of Zygosaccharomyces rouxii, 402 nucleotides long. RefSeq lists its product as uncharacterized. The record is from RefSeq and is a predicted model, not a curated record. The coding region runs from base 1 to 402 and encodes 133 amino acids. Gene Ontology annotation, molecular function: RNA polymerase II cis-regulatory region sequence-specific DNA binding; DNA-binding transcription factor activity, RNA polymerase II-specific. Gene Ontology annotation, biological process: regulation of transcription by RNA polymerase II. Gene Ontology annotation, cellular component: transcription regulator complex; PcG protein complex. The transcript has a single exon. NCBI's taxonomy places the organism in Eukaryota, Fungi, Ascomycota, Saccharomycetes, Saccharomycetales, Saccharomycetaceae.
AUGGCUGUCAAAGUUGAAAUGAGUUCAUCGCAAAGAGAAAUACCACAGCAGGUUAGACUACCACCAAUUUCUAUGUUGGUACCUGCAACAUAUGUACAAGAACAGUUGUAUCUACCACCGCUGGCGGCUCAGCAGCAGCAGCAGCAGCAGAAACAGGACGUGAAAGAUGGACUGAAUCCAGUUAUUCGAUUAAGGAAACAGUGUCCUGUGUGUGGUAAAAUUUGUUCGAGACCUAGUACUUUAAAGACACAUUUUCUGAUCCACACUGGUGAUACACCAUUCAAGUGUACGUGGCAAAACUGUCAGAAGAGUUUCAACGUCAAGAGCAAUAUGUUAAGACAUUUAAAGAGUCAUGAGAGGAGGUUAGCAAAGCAAACCUCACAGACGAAUCAAAGGUUUUAA